Penicillium angulare is the source of this 1110-nucleotide messenger RNA. It is a transcript of the gene erg27, whose product is annotated as protein erg27. Bases 1 to 1110 code for a protein of 369 amino acids. Lineage: Eukaryota; Fungi; Ascomycota; Eurotiomycetes; Eurotiales; Aspergillaceae. Gene Ontology annotation, biological process: signal transduction. The record is from RefSeq and is a predicted model, not a curated record. The transcript has a single exon. Gene Ontology annotation, cellular component: cytoplasm.
AUGCAUAUCCCCGACUCUACAUGCACCGACGUCAUGACUGACCUUUUAAACCAGGAGGUUGCCGCCUCCGUCUCACUAGCUUUAUGGAUGGCCUCCUCCGAGGUAGACCAGAAAGCCCUAGGCAACUUCGCCGCCGCAAUGGCCCUUGAAAAUCCCCUCCUCUCAACAAUGCUCUACAAAGUUCUCGGCCUAUCAGUAAUGCUAUCCAAGAAACUUCUCCGGGCCCGCCGUCUCCGCCGCCUAGAUCCAACCCGAGAAACAAAAUCCCUACACCUAUACCACCACAUAAUCUGGCUCUCCCGCGAAGGCCUCUUCCUACUAGAAGGCUACAUCCUCCCACUAGUAGCACCCUACGUCGAGCUAAAAGUGCUCUCGUAUAAACUCCGCGCAUCAUUCUAUCAUAUCUUUGUGCUUUUUCAUAAUCGCCCAAUCAUCCAAGCACAGGAUACCAAUCCACCUCCAAAUUUAAAACAUGAAUCUAUUUACGGCGUAGAUUCAUUAACUGCCUUUCGGACUCUGGAUCCACAAUCACAAAUGGCACUCGCACAAUCAAAAACAGGCCAUCCCCCAGGUCUGGCGCCCGUUCAACUUCAACCCGUUCAACCUAUCUCGUCAUUCCUUCUCCCACCACUAGACUACACAACAACCGCAACAGCAUGCUUCAACCACGCCUCAUUACUAGCAGAUCAACUUCUCCCCGGCAGCCAUCCUUUACGUCUCUCUGUAAAGCUCGAAUACGCCGCAUACCUAUACGACUGUCUCCAAGAUCCAAUAUCAUGUCGUCGUCUCGCCAAGCGUGCAAUCGCAGAUGUCUAUAAUGCCCAAGAGGGAAUGGACGAUGAGAGCUUUGAAGACGCAGCUGAGAUCGUCGGCGUACUAGGGAAAAUGGUGAAACGGGGCGGUAAGCCCGGGAGUAGUACUGCAGCAAGCUCGUUUUCCCGUGGAGACAGGUCUCACACUGGCAGUCAGAGUCGAAGUAGUCCUUCUCAUUUGGAUACGAGUGUUCCUACGACUGCUUCGCCUGUUCCGGUUACGAAGACGACGCCUAAUAUUUCUUCUGUGGCGGUUGAGCCUGCGAUUCCGAAUGUUACUAUGAUGAAUCCGAUUUGA